AUGGCGUCAGCCCAGAUCACCGCCGCGUAUGCUGCCUCGAGUGCGGACCGAACAAUUAGUGGGACGUCCCUGGACUUCUCUAUCUUCUUCAAGGCAACAUACCCUGAUGACAACAUCCAGAACACCGCAGGCGGGACACGAAAACGCAAGUCUAGGGGCAUGGUGAUGUAUCAAUGUCUCCACUGCCCUGACGAUACGCCAUGGUCGAACCGGAAGCGGGACAACGCAUGCCAUCAUGCUCGGCGGUGCCAUUCCGAUAUUAUGUCUCCUCUUAACCACGUGCUCGUCGAUGGCAGCUCUGAGGUUUUAGACGAUGAGAGGGAAGUCAAACGUCCUCGGAUCGACGCUUUCUUUCCCUCGCGACCCUCCGAUGCCUCUCUCCGCCGUGUGUUCGACCGCGAUCGGUAUUUCGAUGCAAUAACCAGCCUAAUUACGCGCAGCCGGGUUGCCUUCUCGGCAAUUACUUGGGAUGAGAUGCAAGAGAUGAUGCUGGCGGCUAAUCCUGCUCUCAUGGUGGCUCUUGAAACUUCCACGUCAAAGAUUCAUAUCUCCUCUGAUAUCUGGACAUCACCCCAUCGCCAUGGAAUACUCGCUAUCUCGGCGCGAUGGGUUGACAAAGAGUAUCAGCCACGAAGGGCAUUGCUAGCUAUGCCAGAAUGUCGCUAUAGCCACGGUGGCGAAACCCAGGCCUCUCUAAUCAUCGAUACGCUGGAAAGGUACGGCAUUGCGUCUAAAGUAGGGUACCACGUCGGGGAUAACGCUACUUCGAAUGAUGCGUGCAUGUCUUACCUGUCCCGGCGACUACAAGAAGAUCACGGGCUGUCGUUUGAUCCCACGAAGCGCCGCAUCCGCUGUAUCGCCCAUAUUAUUAACCUAUCCCUCCAGGCGUUCCUUCUCGCCUCUUCAAAGGAGGCGCUCAUCGCCGCUCUUCAUGCCACCGACGAUAGCUCGAGCGACCAGUUAUUUACUCAGUUCUACGAUACCCUGCACGACGCCGGGGGGACGAUAAGAACAGAGGAGGCUGAUCAGAGAAGAAGAUCCUCGAGGAGGGGCAAUCGGAUACUUGAAAACUUCAUUGGAUGGCAGCAUAUCGCGCCGUUGUGGAAAGUGCACAACAUUGCGGUGUGGAUACGCAAAUCCACGCUCCAUUCGGCUGUAUGGGAUGAUGAGAUAAAGCUUCGAUUAGGCAUAGAUAAUGCAACACGUUGGAAUUCAUGGUAUCGAUUGUUGGAUAAUCUUUUGCGAUAUCAAACCCGUCCGUUUGCCUCGGCCACGCUGCUUGCCGAAGGAGCACGAUCUACACUCUCUCAAUCCCUCUCGAUUAUGGAUGUGUUAUUACGACAGUAUGAGAAGUAUAAGGAGCUUUAUAGUUCUGAAGAAUCCCGAGAUCCCCACAUGGUGCACUGCAUCGAUAUGGGCUGGUUUGUACUCAACAAAUACUAUGCCUUAUCAGACCAGACACCGGCUUAUGCCGCCGCACUCCUUCUCGAUCCCUCAAAGAGACGAAAAUACAUUGAACGGAAUUGGCAGGAGUCUUGGCAAGCGCCUGCCAUUGCUGCUGCGCAGAAAAUCUGGCUGGACGAAUACAAGACUGCGGCAGUCCCAGAAUCCUUGCGGGUGCCUCCAGAUGUGCCUUCUUCUGCUGGGAGGCAGCGCAACGAGCUGGAUGAGCUGUUGAGCGAUAUUGCGGUCACUGGCCCUAUACUAGAUGAUGCUGAUGACUUUGAAGCAUUUGUUAAUUCGCGUCCAACCCGGAUUACUGGGUCUCCUCUUGAGUGCUGGCUACAUCGAGAUCAAAGGAAAGCGUAUCCGCGACUGUCUCGUAUGGCAAUUGAUAUCCUCUCCAUUCCUCCUGAAUCAUCUGAUGUAGAGUCGCACUUCUCGUCUGCGCGCCGUACGCUAUCAUGGGAUAGAGAGAGCAUGACCUGCGAGAACCUGGCGAAGGUGGAGUGCGUGGGCAACUGGAUACGCGAGGGCGUCAUUGUUCCCAAGUCGCACGGGGGCAGGGGCGUUAUUUCGAGCGUUGCUUGUGAAUUUGGCAUUGACACAGACACUGAGGACUUUUUAGAUUAG
Molecule: messenger RNA, 2073 nt
Organism: Pochonia chlamydosporia 170
Lineage: Eukaryota; Fungi; Ascomycota; Sordariomycetes; Hypocreales; Clavicipitaceae
Product: restless-like transposase
Exons: 5
Coding region: 1-2073 (690 amino acids)
Molecular function (GO): protein dimerization activity
Source: RefSeq, a predicted model, not a curated record